This is a messenger RNA of Puccinia graminis f. sp. tritici CRL 75-36-700-3, 201 nucleotides long. RefSeq lists its product as uncharacterized. Bases 1 to 201 code for a protein of 66 amino acids. The transcript has a single exon. NCBI's taxonomy places the organism in Eukaryota, Fungi, Basidiomycota, Pucciniomycetes, Pucciniales, Pucciniaceae. The record is from RefSeq and is a predicted model, not a curated record.
AUGUUCGGUCAUUCAGCCGGCUUUUGGACCCGCAUUGCUGGGUUGCUUGCAAGAUUAAAAGCGUGUGGGAUGGGAAGGAGAUCCCGUUGGCCGGCCUCAAGGGUGCUCUGGAACUGCGACUUGGGUGCACGGGUCAAAUGGGAUGGCGAAGAUCUUGGUGAAAGUGACCCUCAUGUGCGAGUCUAUGGAUAUAGUUUCUGA